Molecule: messenger RNA, 480 nt
Organism: Periophthalmus magnuspinnatus
Lineage: Eukaryota; Metazoa; Chordata; Actinopteri; Gobiiformes; Gobiidae
Product: peptide YY-like
Exons: 4
Coding region: 141-434 (97 amino acids)
Biological process (GO): neuropeptide signaling pathway; feeding behavior
Cellular component (GO): extracellular region
Molecular function (GO): neuropeptide hormone activity; neuropeptide Y receptor binding
Source: RefSeq, a predicted model, not a curated record
UCAGCUACUCAGAGAUACUCUUGAGAGAGAGAAGUCAUGCACCCUCCCAUCAGAUGCAUGCUAUAUAAGUCCAAGAAAAGAUUGGCUUUACAAGAUUUGUGGAAGAGGCAGUAAACAGACCAAAGCUGCAUCUGCAAAAAAUGAACCAAUCCACACCAGUGAUGUCGAUGAAUAUUCUGGCUUUCUGCCUUCUGAUGUGUCUCUGUUUGGGUUCUGAGGCAUAUCCAGUGAAGCCUACUAGUCCGAAAGAAGGUGCUCCUCCUGAAGAGCUUGCCAAAUACUUCUCUGCAAUAAGACAUUACAUCAACCUCAUUACACGGCAGAGGUAUGGCAAGAGGGACAUCCCAGACAAUGGAUUUUCAGAUAUGUUGAUGAGGGACAAUAUGCCAGGGAACAACUAUAAUGGGUUUGAUGGUUUGCCAUUCUUGUGGUAAAAUGAAGCCCAGUUACUCUCACCACUUGUCACUGCCAUGUGCCUAC